Cuscuta europaea is the source of this 1448-nucleotide messenger RNA. The record is from the annotation of a GenBank genome assembly. NCBI's taxonomy places the organism in Eukaryota, Viridiplantae, Streptophyta, Magnoliopsida, Solanales, Convolvulaceae.
UAUCUCUGUCAAAGACUAAAAGUCUGUUGUUGUAUGAGAAGCCGUAUGAGUUGUGUAGUUGUAUCACCGACACAACGGGACGAAUGUGGUGAACUGGUGACUGGCGAGUGACGAGUGCUCGAAGAAAUCAAAUCUCAUCUCUUCUUCAAAGGUUUCUCUUGUCUUUUCUUCUUUUUGUGGCCAGGAGUCCAAGACAGAAACAAGACGUGAUGGCAUCGGAGAGGGAAGACUUCUACAUUUCCGGGCCCCUGCAUCUAAAUGCUUGUAACUGGGAUAACUUGGAGAAUAGGAGAUCUAUUGCUGCAUGUUUGGUUCAAGGCGUCUACAUUUUGGAGAGAGAUCGACAGGAGAAGCGGCAGGGAACUGAGGCUCUAGCUCCUCCAUGGUGGGAAUUUUUCCAAUUCAAGUUAUACCGCCAACUUGUUGACAAUGAAGAUUCUUCCAUCUUUGGUGCUGUUUAUGAGUACACAGGUGUUGCAUGCAAUAGCAACAAAAGAGUUCCAUGCCACGUCAUUGCUUUCCGAGGGACCAUUACAAAGGGAGACGCAUUUUCACGGGACCUAGAAUUGGAUAUCCACAUCAUAAAAAACGAACUCCAUUUCUCGUCUCGUUUUGAGACUGCCAUCCAAGCUGUGCGCAACAUGGUGGCAACUUUUGGAGGGUCAAAUGUAUGGUUGACCGGUCAUUCCCUUGGUUCUGCCAUGGCAAUGCUCGCGGGCAAGACUAUGGCAAAAACGGGUGUGUUUCUUGAAGCCUUUUUAUUUAACCCGCCCUUCUUUUCAGCCCCAAUUGAGAGAAUCCAGGAUAAGACAGUCAAACAUGGGAUCCGAAUUGCAACCAGCGUUGUCACAGCCAGUCUUGCUUUUGUGGCGUCAGUCAAGAAGAGUAAUAACAAUCACGACAAGAAUGUGGCAAUAGACUCCUUUGCUGCAAUCUCCAAAUGGGUCCCAUGUCUGUUUGUGAAUCCAGGUGAUCACAUUUGCUCGGAGUAUAUUGGGUAUUUUGAACAUAGAAAAAAGAUGGAGGAGAUAGGGAUAGGGGCAAUAGAGAGAUUAGCAACGCAACACUCCCUCGGGGGUCUUUUUAUGAACUUUUUGGGGAAGGACUCUCAAGAACCACCAAUGCAUCUUAUUCCUUCAGCAGCAUUAACAGUUAACUUGACCCCCUCGCAGGACUUCAAAGAAGCUCAUGGAAUUCACCAAUGGUGGAGACCUGGGUUGUCCUUGGAUUCUAAAACCUAUAUGUAUAGUUAAAAUGAUGUCGCUAUUUAUGAUUUUCUGUGGCUCUAGACACAUUAUUGUGGGUAUUAGCAUCCCAAACUCAAUUACUCCAUUAAAUUGCUGUGAUUCUUAUCUUUCCCUGUGAUUCUAUUAGCAUUCUCUGUGAUUCUUAUUGCUGUGAUUCUUAAUGCUUUGUUGGUCUUAUAUACAACAGUUGUGAGAUAAAAA